AUGUCUGUAAGGAGGAAUAUGUUAUGUACCACACCAUCAGAAAAAGUCCAAUCACUUCUGGACCAAGAAGAAAAUACCCAGAAUGGUCAAUUCCGGCUUUUUUCGGAGAUACAGGAGUUGAAUAUCGAACGUGGGGAAAUGAUCUGGCGAGAAACCGCCAGAUACAUUAAAUUUGAGGAGCUUGUCGAAGACGGGGGAAGCCGAUGGUCCAAACCACAUGUGGCUUCUUUCCUCCUGCAUUCGGCAUUCGAACUACGAAGACUACUGCUCAGUGGAAUUGUCAUGUUCGACAUGCCUGUUUUGUCGCUAUACAGAGUUAUUGAUUUGGUGUUGGUGGAUCUGGGCGAAAACUACAAUCUGUCUGUCGAUGAAAAAUUUAAGGUAAAGAAGGUUUUGUUGGCUAGACACCAACAUCAACAUCAGAGAGAUAGAGAAAGGCGUAAAAAGGCAUUUAUUAAAGUGAAUCCAUUUUCUUCUUCACAAACAUCAACCAGUAGCUUAGAAGAUAUUCCCGAUGCUAAACAAAAUUUAAAAUUCAUGAAAAAGAUUCCGGAGGGAACAGAAGCAAGUAAUAUCCUGGUAGGCGGGGUGGAAUCCCUUGAAAAAACAAUUGUAGCAUUCGUAAGACUGUCAGAAGCUGUAAUGUUAGAUGAAUUGACAGAAGUUCCCGUGAAAAGUAGAUUUAUAUUUAUUUUACUAGGACCACUGGGACCGAAAUCUGCAGAAAAUGGUUUUCACGAAAUCGGACGCGCAAUGGCCGCACUUAUGUCAGACGAAGUCUUUUGCGAAGUUGCAUAUCACGCCCGCGAUAAGAGCCAUAUAAUAGCAGGAAUAGAUGAGUUUCUUAACGCAAUAAUAGCUAUACCCCCCUCAGAAUGGGAUCCUGCUGUAAGAAUUGAACCUCCUGCCUCAGUUCCUUCCCAAGAUAGAAGAAAACGACCACCUGAAAAAUUUAUCAUAGCAGUCGAUGGUGAUACCGAAGAACAAAGACUAAGAGAAUAUUCAGGUUUAGUCAGAACUGGAGUGUUAUUUGGUGGACUCGUAAAUGAUGUUAAACGAAAGGUUCCGUUUUAUGUAUCUGACUUUAAGGAUGCAUUUGCUCUACAAACCAUAGCAUCUUGGAUAUUUUUAUACUUCGCAUGUUUAUCUCCAAUCAUUACCUUUGGUGGGCUCUUAUCCGAAGCUACUGGUAAAAGCAUGGCUGCCAUUGAAUCCUUAUUAUCUGGACUUAUUUGUGGCGUUAUCUACGGCUUCUUUUCUGGCCAACCGUUGUCGAUAUUAGGAUCAACUGGACCCGUAUUAAUAUUUGAAACAAUCAUUUACGACUUCUGUGAGGCAAUGACCUGGGAUUAUUUGAGCUUUAGGUUCUGGAUCGGAACCUGGACUUCGAUCAUUUUAUUGACAUUAGUGUCUAUAGACGCUAGCGCUUUUGUAUCUUAUAUUACCAGAUUCACCGACGAAAAUUUUGCAAUAUUGGUCACGCUUAUAUAUAUUUAUAAAGCUUUCGAAAACGUAUGGGCCAUUAAAAGUAAAUUUCCAAUUAAUUUGGAUAUAAACAGUAUGAAUAUCACAAACUGUACAUCCACUGGAAAAAAUAAAACUAUAUCACAAUUCCUAAUUAUGACUAAUAGUUCCAUCACGGACAACGCCACAAUGCAGUUCUUAAAUGGAUCUUCAACUGAAGGUUGUCUUGAACCGCCACACCAUCCGGGUAUAUUUUUUAUGUCACUUUUCCUAUUUCUGGGAACAUUUUUUAUUUCAAUCCAAUUGAAAUACUUUAAAAAUGCUCGCUUCUUCUCUUCAAGGGUACGCCAAUACCUAAGUGAUUUCUCCAUAACCAUAGCAAUAUGUUCCAUGGCUCUGUUAGAUUUUUACGUCGGAAUUCCAACACCAAAACUCGAAAUACCUCACGAACUCAAACCAACUCUUCCGGACCGAGGAUGGAUCAUAUUUCCCUUCAACGGCAAUCCGUUAUACACAGUGUUUGUAGCAAUCUUUCCGGCUCUAUUAGGCACCAUUCUGAUAUUUAUGGAUCAACAAAUAACAGCUGUUAUAGUUAACAGAAAGGAGCAUAAUUUUAGAAAAGGCUGUGGCUAUCACUUAGACCUCUUCGUUCUGGCGAUCCUCAUCCAAAUUUGCUCAAUCAUGGGACUUCCGUGGUUUGUAGCUGCAACAGUGCUAUCCAUAACACACGUAAACUCUUUGAAACGGGAAACAGAAUGUACUGCACCAGGUGACAAGCCUCAAUUCUUAGGUGUUCGUGAGCAGAGAGUGACACAUAUCUUGAUAUUUUUGUCCAUUGGAUUAUCAAUAUUUUUAUCGCCUGUAUUGGAGCAUUUACCAAUGCCUGUGCUGUACGGUGUGUUCCUCUACAUGGGAGUAACCUCGUUAAAAGGACUACAAUUUUUUGACAGAAUAUGCCUUUUGUUCACGCCAAUGAAAUAUCAGCCGGACUACAUCUACUUAAGACAAGUGCCAAUAAGGAAAGUCCACAUAUUCACCAUCAUACAACUGACCUGCUUAAUUGGUAUGUGGCUGAUAAAAUCUUUCAGACAAACAUCCAUUUUUUUCCCUUUGAUGUUGGUAGUAAUGAUCGCAAUCAGAAAGUCGUUGGACUUUGUUUUUACAAAAAAAGAACUGAGAGCUUUAGACGAUCUCUGGCCACAAAACAACCAAAUUCAAAGAAUUGAGGAAAGCCGCUGUUGGAUGUCUAAAUAUAUUUUAGGCCCUAAAUUGAUCCCGAGAAGGGAACACUUGGAUACAAUUGAGGUUUAA
This is a messenger RNA of Diabrotica virgifera virgifera (western corn rootworm), 2775 nucleotides long. RefSeq names its product electroneutral sodium bicarbonate exchanger 1-like. Gene Ontology annotation, cellular component: plasma membrane. NCBI's taxonomy places the organism in Eukaryota, Metazoa, Arthropoda, Insecta, Coleoptera, Chrysomelidae. Gene Ontology annotation, molecular function: monoatomic anion transmembrane transporter activity; sodium:bicarbonate symporter activity; solute:inorganic anion antiporter activity. The coding region runs from base 1 to 2775 and encodes 924 amino acids. Gene Ontology annotation, biological process: bicarbonate transport; monoatomic anion transport; transmembrane transport. The transcript is spliced from 9 exons. The record is from RefSeq and is a predicted model, not a curated record.